AGGGCCGUUGAGGCGUCCCAGGCACUCCGUCUAACGCGUGCGGGCUGCCUCGCCACCCCUCACCUUUGCUAAGAGACCAAACCUUUACCACGUUUCUUGGCAAUUUCUGCCGAGACCGGAUCCUGCUGAGAGGGUCUCAGGACAUCUGUCUGAUCAGGAUGUGCCCAGCUCAAAACUUCAGAGCUCACACAACCCUAGGUGCAAUUGCUAGCAUCCAGGAAGUGGCCAUUUACUUUCAGCAGCUGCAUGUCCAUCUUGAUCCUGGUCUCUCUCAUCCUUGUUUUUAUUUAAAGACGACAGUGCCAUACGAGCGUCACCACUAAAAGUGCACCUGAAAUGCUAGACUUUAAAGGAUGAGAAAGAGGAACUACUUGCUCUCGUGUGUUCUUACACAGACACCACCGUCAUAUCAAACGGGAAGCUUGUAUCACUUGUAAAUGUUUGCUUGCUGAGCGUGCGCAAGGGAAGUCCUGAUGAUUUCCACUCCAUGUUGUGAAAUAACACUCCCCGCUUGCCCUAGGAGGAGGAAUACUGACUGGUGUAUAUUUCAGAUGUUGGAGGACCCUGAUGAAUUAGCCGUGCUGGAGGAAAUCCAACAAGAGCUGAUCUUUCAAGAACAAUUAACCAUAGAAGAAUAUGAACAGAGUUUGCAGUUUGAUGAAAAAUGUCUCAACGCAAUGCUUGAUGGCUUGGAUGCAGGGAGCAAGGUUAUCUGUCCCGUGUGUAAAAGCUGUCUCUGUCCAGGCACUCACUUCUGUCCUGUUUCUAGGAAUGACCUGACUGUGAUGAGUCACUUGGUUUUAUGCCAGUGUGGAUUACACAUCUGCACAAAGGGUAUGACAGAACAGAAGCUCCGAUCACUUCUAGAAGACAGUUUAACAGAGCAUGGCCAUCGUUGUCUUCACAAUCCUGAGUUUUCCAUUACUAGCGGAAUGGAGGAAGAAGCCAGCCUUCUCAUGAGCUGUCUGAUCUGUGACUCCUGGACAGUCAUCCUGUAAUUGAUUCGGCUGGUCUUCGUGGACCAAUGUGCCAACAAGGCAAACCUUUCUGAGGACUUCUUCAGGUGGAUGAUGCCUCAUACAUAUUUUUAAUGCGUAGAAUUGUGACUGAUACUUGACAAAGCACUGUUUCUUGGCUUAUGUUGCACUGCACUUUUGAUAAUAAAAUAAAUAUUUUGAAAUAA
Molecule: messenger RNA, 1183 nt
Organism: Alligator sinensis (Chinese alligator)
Lineage: Eukaryota; Metazoa; Chordata; Crocodylia; Alligatoridae
Gene: RPAIN
Product: RPA interacting protein
Exons: 6
Coding region: 474-998 (174 amino acids)
Biological process (GO): protein import into nucleus
Cellular component (GO): PML body; nucleus
Source: RefSeq, a predicted model, not a curated record